Messenger RNA from Cavenderia fasciculata, 195 nucleotides. RefSeq lists its product as uncharacterized. The transcript has a single exon. The record is from RefSeq and is a predicted model, not a curated record. Bases 1 to 195 code for a protein of 64 amino acids. Lineage: Eukaryota; Evosea; Eumycetozoa; Acytosteliales; Cavenderiaceae.
AUGAGUACAGCAGCCCAAACUAUCACUGCAUCAGCAGCAUCAUCAGUAUCAGUAGCAUUAGUACCAAUAACAACAAUCUCUGCAUCACCAGCAGCAGCAACAACAACAACAACGACACCUCCAACAGUCUACCAACGAUUAAUUGGCGACCGUUUUAAACCAACAUUCUCAUUAAGACAUGCUCAAACUUCUUAG